This is a messenger RNA of Opisthorchis viverrini, 429 nucleotides long. RefSeq lists its product as hypothetical. Bases 1 to 429 code for a protein of 142 amino acids. The record is from RefSeq and is a predicted model, not a curated record. The transcript is spliced from 4 exons. Lineage: Eukaryota; Metazoa; Platyhelminthes; Trematoda; Opisthorchiida; Opisthorchiidae.
AUGUGUCCAGCACCAGAAGCGUAUUCCGAACCAUCGUUUGAUAAAAACGUUGUGGUUUUCCGUGUCCAAUUCAUAGUGGCGGAAGCUGAGAGGUGGCCAAAUCUUGACAUGGCAGAGGAUGCUGGUAGCCUUCCAAGAUGGGACCACUUGAUCACCACUGCUUCUGUUUGUAGACGCUGCAGGGAUGAUGAUGAUGAUGAUAAUGAGGAUGAUGAUGAUGAUGAUGAGGAAGAUGGUGAUGAUUUUGAGGAUGAUGAUGAUGAUGAUUAUGAUUAUGAUGAUGAUGUUGAGGAUGAUGAUGGUGAUGAUGAUGGUGAUGAUGAUGAUGACAUACUAACCCUCACGGUCUACACAUCUAAACGUCCGCUCACCCAGCUGCGACUACUGAACAAACGCAGGCCUUCACUGAGCUCCUCUAAUGACGCGUAG